This is a messenger RNA of Ilex paraguariensis (yerba mate), 735 nucleotides long. The record is from the annotation of a GenBank genome assembly. Lineage: Eukaryota; Viridiplantae; Streptophyta; Magnoliopsida; Aquifoliales; Aquifoliaceae.
AUGAGACAAACCGUCACCUACCGGGACCAAAUUAAGGCGGCUACUGGUGCUGGUUUCAUUGCACGGGACAUAUCAUUUGAGAACUGGGCUGGACCAAGCAAACACCAAGCAGUGGCUCUUCGAGUCGGUGCGGACCACGCAGUGGUCUACCAGUGCAACAUUAUAGGAUAUCAAGACACACUUUACGUACACUCACAACGCCAAUUUUUCCGGGAAUGUGACGUAUACGGAACGGUAGACUUCAUAUUCGGUAAUGCCGCAGUGGUGUUCCAAAACUGCAGCUUAUAUGCACGAAAGCCCAUGGCCACGCAGAAGAACACUAUAACGGCCCAAAACAGAAAAGACCCAAAUCAAAACACAGGAAUAUCAAUCCAUGCCUGCCGGGUCGUAGCAACACCAGAACUCGAGGCCUCAAAGGGCAGCUUCCCAACUUAUCUGGGCCGUCCGUGGAAAAUGUACUCACGAACAGUCUACAUGCAAUCAUACAUGGGCGAUCACAUUCACCCUAGAGGAUGGCUCGAAUGGAAUGCAAACUUUGCACUUGAUACCCUAUACUAUGGUGAGUAUAUGAAUUUUGGUCCUGGAGCGGCCUUGGGGCAACGGGUCAAAUGGCCCGGGUACCGGGUGAUCACAUCAACUGCCGAGGCUAGCAAAUUCACAGUUGCUCAAUUUAUAUAUGGCUCCUCCUGGUUACCUGCCACUGGAGUGGCUUUCUUGGCUGGGCUAUCAACUUAA